CAAACACAUUCAAAUGAUUUUAAAUGUAGGCUCUACAUUCCUGUAAUAAACUGUAAAAUGUGGAAAUGUUCAGUUGUUGCCUUAAAAAGCUAUUUCCAGUUGAUCUAACCCUUGAAAUUGAAUCUGGUUAAUGUAACCCACAGUAAUGUAUUUUAAAAUCAAAUGUUUAUAAACUCCAUAUAUUAUGUAAAAAAAAAAAUAUAGGUAUCCUUAAAAGAGUAAAAAAAGAAACAUGCACACCUUCAAAACCUGAACAGAUUAAAACAGAUUAUUAGAGGAUUACAAGUAAAGUUAGACUUAAUGCAAGAGCUUAACUAAUAAUUUCAUCGCGUAACUUCAAACGUAAUCCUUUCGAAUUCCCUCUUUUUCCCUUUUCUCAUUUUUAAUCCCAUUCAGAGCUGCACUGAAAAUAAAUAAUAGUUUCACAUCAUUUAUUGAGCAUUACUUAAACAUGUUUUAUCUCUGGAUUAUACAGUUUUGCUCAUAAAUUUACAUACCCCUUGCAGAAUAUGCAAGAUAUUAAUCAUUUUAAUAAAAUAAGGGAUCAUAAAAAUUGCAUGUAUAUUUUUGUAUUUUAGUACUAUCCCAAAUAAGCAGUUUAACAUAACAAAUGUUUGUCCUGGGUUGAGAAAAAUUCUGCAGGUCCUGCACAUUCUAUGGUUUUUCUGCAUAACUGAACUCAUUCCAACAGCGACUGUGUGAUUUUUAGAUGUAAACAUUUUUGGAUAUAUAAAUGUGGUAAUCUUUUUGAAUUGGAUGAUUGGGGAUGAACAUAUUUUGUAUUCUGGGAAACAUACAAAUCUUAAGUAGCCUUUAAAGGACAGUACCAAAUAUGCACUGAAUACUGAAUAUAGUGCUAAAAAUAAGAUCUUUAAAACAAAACAAGAAACAAUUGCAUAUCCCCAGCUCUUGAUGCAUUGUAUUUCCUUCUAGAGCAUCUGUGAUUGUUUUCACCUUUUGAAGUAGUUGUAAUGACUAUGAUUUUGAGAUCCAUCCUUUUACAAUGAGAACAGUUAAAAAUAUAUACAUUGUAAAAAGAUGGAUCUCAAAAUCGUACAGUCAUUGUUGGAAAUGGUUAUAAUAUGCAGAAGAUGCUAGAAUAUUAUGCAAAGAAUGUGCAGGGCCUGAAGGAUUUUUCUGAUGUUCUGCAGGCAGUUGAACCGCUUCAGACAAACAAGGGACUCAUUAACAACUUUCUCAUAACAUAACAAACAAUCAUUGAUGAUCCAGGUAACAGCACAUAUUAUUAAGAUAUAAUGAUCCCUCUUUUUUUUGGUUAAAAUUCUUAAAAUCUUGAAUAUUCAGCAAGGGCAUGUGUACUAGUGAGUGGAACUGAAUAUGAUUGAUAUUAGAAGAAGCAAUGGUAAUAAUCAUAAGGCUCCUUUAAUCAGAUUGAAAUUAAAGGAAGUUUGGGCAAUUUAUUAACCUCUGAUUUGCCUAUAGUUUGCAAAGCUACAUAACAAAUCACAAUUAGGGCCUAUAAAGGGCUACUCAGAUAAUAUCUAAUAAAGCAGUUUAAUGUGAUUAAGUAAUGAUUUCUGUUACAGCAUAAGUAAGUGACAUCAAUUAAAAAUAUAUAAAACAAAAAAAUAAAUAAAAAACAUUAAAAUUAAAUAAUAAUCGGUGUAAUGAUAUACAAGUGCCAGAAAGUAUUAACACAAAAAGUCCAGUGCUGGGAUGUACCUGUAAUAUGUCUUUUUAAAACUCUUCAAGGACAUUUUGAUUUUCUUUGUGUCUUUGGAUAAAAGACAUCUGUCCAGAACUUAGUGUAACAUAUAAGCCUGUGACAUAUGUUGUUCUUUCCUCUCUUACUAAGGUUCUUCCCUGAUCUGACCCUCUCCUUUAAUAAAUCCACAUCUUCAUUUAUCCCACCAUCUGUCACAGGGCUCUCUUACUAAUUUCUGCUUUAUAUAAUUUUCUCAAAUUCAUUGUCAUCUCAAAAGAUUUCUUGUUCUUGGUUACUGAUCCUUGUUUGCCCUUUAUAAACCAACUCUGCCUUCACUUUGGGUAGCAUGUUGGAGCACAUGUCCAGGCGUUCUCGCUCCCUGCUCUCUCUUUUCCUGACCUCCCUUGCCCUCGCGUUAUCUGUGCUGGCUUUCUGUACAUCUUACUGGUGUGAAGGAACGCACAAGGUGGUCAAACCUCUCUGCUUGUCACCUGUCAAGAUGAAGAACUGUGGCCAGAACAACAGUGAACCUUACACUACAGAAAGCCCCACCCCAGAUCCACGGAACCCACUACCAACAUUAUCACCAAAGCGAAGGGAGGAACUAGCCAAGAUUCGACAAAGACAAUUGGCCAAUGCAGUGCACUACAUUUGGGAGACAGGAGAAGACAAGUAUACCUUCAGAUAUUUCCACACAGGAUUUUGGGAGUCCUGUGAAAAACAUGCUGAUGGAGAACGGUGCCGCCGGUUCUUGGAUCUUACUCCUGGAGAGACUCAUGGUGUUCUGUGGCUGUCAAUGAUUGCUGAGUUCAUGUACAUCAGUUUGUUGGGCAUGGGCUUUCUGCUCUUGUGGGUAGAAGUGUUGUGUGCUCGUAAAGAAAUGCAUGCACUCAAAAUCAACGCUUUCGCAGCCAUAUGUACAGUGCUCUCAGGACUGUUAGGGAUGGUGGCUCAUAUGAUGUACACCACUGUAUUUCAGCUAACUGUGAUCGUGGGUCCCAAAGACUGGAGACCUCAGACAUGGGACUAUGGCUGGUCAUUUGCGCUUGCAUGGGUGUCUUUCAGCUGCUGCAUGGGGGCUGCAGUCAUGACCCUUAAUUCUUACACAAAAACAGUCAUUGAGCUACGUCACCGCCAGAGGCUUCGAUUAGAGGAGACCCGUGCUACAAGCCAUGCUCCGUCCUACAAUGAGGUGGUCCCAGGUGGAGGGCUGUACUCCGUCAGCGGCCUAUUGCAGUGCCCAAAUGGGGUGAUAGACUCUAUGUGGGCAUCCAAUGGGAGCAUGGGACUGGUGCAAGAGAGGGAUGUGCCCACCCUGGUACUGGUUGGAGGAUGCGGACAAGAUUCGUGUGAGGACUGUGAGAGAGAGAUGGAUGAGAUGAAGGAGGCCAUCAAUGGAAUAUAUUCUCCUUGUUAAUUGUUGAUGAUGUGAGUUGAGGAGCUAGUUCACUCAAAUGUGUUAUUAUUUAGUCCCCAUCAUGUCAUUUCAAACAUAUAUGGCCUUCUUUUGUCUGUGGAACACAGAAGAAAAUAACUUGAAGAAUGGUAGUAAUCAAACAGAUUUAAAACAUUUUUUUUAUAUACCACUGAUGCCCAGUUGAUAGAUUUUUUUUUUUUUUUUAAAGGGUGAUGAACUGCCUUUUUAUUAUUUUGUACUGUUCUCUGAGGUCACCUUAUAAUGUAAUCAAGAUUUUCACAUUAAAAAACAUCAUAAUUUAGAAGUGAUAGGCUAUUUUCUGUCCUGUUUUAACCCUCCUCAUCAGAACGCUCUAUUUGAAUUGCUCUGGCGGAUUGU
Carassius carassius (crucian carp) is the source of this 3461-nucleotide messenger RNA. Its product is annotated as germ cell-specific gene 1-like protein. Gene Ontology annotation, cellular component: plasma membrane. The record is from RefSeq and is a predicted model, not a curated record. The transcript has 6 exons. Lineage: Eukaryota; Metazoa; Chordata; Actinopteri; Cypriniformes; Cyprinidae. Bases 2013 to 3083 code for a protein of 356 amino acids.